UAGAAGUGUUCCAAUUUUGUGUUCCACUAUUAAUCACCGUAAUGAAACCCAAAUUAAGGGAAAUUAAUUCCUAGUUUAAGGAAUUGUAGGUCACGUGAGAACAUUGAAAUAAUACUUUAUUGCUGAAUCAAAUGUUGUAUUUAUAUGGGAUGUUAUGAAGUGAAAAGUUUGGGUGAGCUUUAGAAUGAAAUGAUGGUACAGAAGAGACAAGACCACAUUUUUGUUUGUUUAAUUACACAUUUGUAAAACAUUAUGUGGAAUGUUUGCAUACAAAACCAAGAAAGUGAAAUGCCCUCUUUUUAAUGUUUGCACUAAACCCAAUAUUUUAAAUAUGAUAUUUGCAUUUGAUUUUCAAAUAUUCACUGAUGCGGCAGUGUGGAAAGUAUGAUUUUGCACUACUUUUGCAUCCAUAUAUUUCAUUGUAAAAAAUUGUUUUCCAUUUAGAAGUGAAACACAAGUUUGUCCUACAAUUAAAUGGGGGGUAAAAUAUGUAUUUUUCUAAUAUAUGCUUAUCUUUGUUUAUAAUGUGUAGUAAUGAUUUUUUUAACUAGUCUCAGUUGACGGACAGCAUUGCUUGUUUAAUUAUGAUUUGUGUUAAUUGUCUGAUUUCUUUGUGAUGGUAAUGAUAGACAACAGUGUGGGUGUCAUGAGUGACGCGGCCAUAUUUGCCGGUGCUGCUCCGCUGUAAACAAAAAGUGUCUGCGAGACGGACGCUCCGCUCAUUUUAGGAACAAUUUUAUUUCUCUCAUUUGUUAUCUCUUCAGGUAUGUCUUACAAACCCAAUCCCCAUCAACACCUUCCGGGAACUUCUGGGAACCAAGGAAACAUUCCCUCUCCAGCUUCCAUGGCAACAGUACAGUCAUACAAGCCAAUUCUAAAUGACUUUGGACCACCUUCUUUGGGAUUCUCACAGGGGCCUAAUGGGAACCAAGUACCUCAGAGUAAAUAUGCCGAACUUCUUGCCAUCAUUGAAGAACUUGGAAAAGAAAUAAGACCCACGUAUGCAGGGAGUAAAAGCGCAAUGGAACGACUUAAAAGAGGUAUCAUUCAUGCCAGAGGGCUUGUUCGGGAGUGUUUGGCAGAGACAGAGCGAAACGCAAGAUCCUAGCCCCUUCAAUCCUGUUUCUCUCCAAACAACACAUGAACUUUCCCUUAAACCCUUUUUACACGGGAAUCAUGCAUGGCGCUCCUUUGAGAGGGUAUAAAACAAUCAGAAAAUGCAGCAUUUAUGUUACGAGUUGCUAUUUUGUAUGUAUUUUGGAGGGAAUAAGGCAAAAUUCAGAGGAUAUACCUUCUGAUUUAUAAAUAUGAGAGAUCUGGAACUGUUACCAUUUAAGUUUUUUCUUAAAUAUAUUUUAAUAUUUAGUUUUCUUUAUUUGACCACAUAGUACCUUUAAAUAAGCAAAAACUGCAUGCAACUGGAUUAGAAACAUGCAUGGCUUUUUAUCGGUUUAGACUAGGUAUGUGCGUUUAGAAAUGGGUCUCAGGAUGAGGUAUAAGGUACUUUCUCCUUGGACGCAUUGAUUAGUAGGUGAUUUUUCUUUUACAUUUGGGAGAUAUUGAAAAGUAUUAUAGUGAUGCCAUUAUUUUCAUCUUUAUUUGUAUUUAUUACCUUGUGUAAUAAAAUGUAUUUUUAUGUAAAAACAAAAAAGGUCACUCUUUGGAAUUUUGUAUAUCUGUCAAUAAAU
Messenger RNA from Myxocyprinus asiaticus (Chinese sucker), 1688 nucleotides. Its product is annotated as cyclin-dependent kinase 2-associated protein 1-like. The record is from RefSeq and is a predicted model, not a curated record. Gene Ontology annotation, cellular component: cytoplasm; nucleus. The transcript has 4 exons. NCBI's taxonomy places the organism in Eukaryota, Metazoa, Chordata, Actinopteri, Cypriniformes, Catostomidae. Bases 767 to 1108 code for a protein of 113 amino acids.